Molecule: messenger RNA, 4308 nt
Organism: Mytilus californianus (California mussel)
Lineage: Eukaryota; Metazoa; Mollusca; Bivalvia; Mytilida; Mytilidae
Product: guanine nucleotide-binding protein subunit beta
Exons: 9
Coding region: 193-1218 (341 amino acids)
Biological process (GO): G protein-coupled receptor signaling pathway
Cellular component (GO): heterotrimeric G-protein complex; cytoplasm
Molecular function (GO): signaling receptor complex adaptor activity; protein binding
Source: RefSeq, a predicted model, not a curated record
AUGAACAUUCGCAGACUACGGGGUUUCUUAUUACAGAUUCAAGGUGGACCGCACCCCUACAAUUGGAGGAAAUAGCCAAAAUACACUAAUGCCGGGUGAAAUAUUGUGAUAUAAUUAUUCUGUAUGUUAUUUUAAAAGGAUUUUCACCCUUUUUAACUUUUUAUAAGGUUUUUUUUAAAUAAAUAAUUCACCAUGAGUAGUGAAUUAGAACAACUACGACAAGAAGCCGAACAGCUCAAGAAUCAAAUUCGAGAAGCCAGAAAAGCAGCAGCAGACACCACACUUGCACAUGCUACCGCCAAUGUCGACCCAGUGGGAAGAAUACAGAUGCGCACAAGACGUACACUGCGAGGUCAUCUCGCUAAAAUAUAUGCCAUGCAUUGGGCUUCAGACUCCAGAAAUUUAGUGUCAGCCUCACAAGAUGGUAAAUUAAUUGUAUGGGAUGGAUAUACUACAAACAAGGUACAUGCUAUACCAUUGAGAUCUAGUUGGGUGAUGACUUGUGCCUAUGCUCCAUCUGGUAGCUAUGUAGCUUGUGGUGGAUUGGAUAAUAUCUGUUCUAUUUAUAGUUUAAAAACCCGAGAGGGAAAUGUCCGUGUCAGUCGAGAACUACCAGGUCACACUGGUUACCUGUCCUGUUGUAGGUUUAUAGAUGAUAACCAAAUAGUGACCAGUUCAGGAGAUAUGUCAUGUGCAUUAUGGGAUAUUGAAACUGGCCAACAGACAACAGCUUUUACAGGACACACUGGUGAUGUUAUGAGUUUGUCACUCUCCCCAGACUUUAAAACUUUUGUAUCUGGAGCAUGUGAUGCUUCAGCUAAAUUAUGGGAUAUAAGAGAUGGUAUGUGUAGACAGACAUUUUCUGGACACGAAUCGGAUAUCAAUGCAAUAACAUAUUUUCCCAAUGGAUAUGCCUUUGCUACUGGAUCAGACGAUGCAACAUGUCGCUUGUUUGAUAUCCGUGCUGACCAAGAGAUAGGAAUGUAUUCCCACGACAACAUAAUAUGUGGUAUAACAUCAGUUGCCUUCUCCAAGUCUGGCCGUCUGUUGCUGGGUGGAUAUGAUGAUUUUAACUGCAAUGUGUGGGACGUUCUUAAACAAGAGAGAGCUGGUGUAUUGGCAGGUCACGACAAUCGUGUCAGUUGUCUAGGGGUAACCGAAGACGGAAUGGCUGUUGCCACAGGAUCAUGGGACAGUUUCUUGAAGAUCUGGAAUUGAGGAGGGCACACAUUGUAGCCCCCCUCUAUUUUAUAAUCCUGACUAUAAUUUUUAAAAAUGACAAAAAAUCCACUGGAUCUGUUGUGAUUUUAGAACUAGAAACAGAUCUUGAUCAAACCACUUGUAUAUGUUUAGGGGGGGAGGAGUGUAAAUCUGUGGAUGGAAUUCUGUUUGAUGUUUAUCAUGUUUGCUUUAUAGUUAGGAUACAAACCUUUUGAAAAGGAAAUCGGAACAACAUAUUUUACAUUGGAUAUAAAGGAGAAUAAUUUCGCCUGUGAAUAUCUAGUGUAAUUGGAAUAGAAGACGUCAAACAAUUAAAUGUUUCAUUGCAUUUUUAACAUAUAACAGAAGAUCUUGGGAUAUUUUCAAAGAGUGGAUGUGACCAGAUGUGCUUGGUUAUGUGUGUUUCUUAUUUUGAAAAUCGUGCACUUAGAACAAAUUUAAACUGGAAACUUGGCUGUGUAUUACCGUUCUAUUGCAUAACACCAUGUAGUUCUUACUCUAGUUUUCUUUUUUAAAGUGCUUAUAAAUAUUGAUUUUGUGAUUUCUUGCACUGUGUAAUAAUCAUCUUAUUGUAUAAAAUCAUAGGAUUACACAGAUUAAAUAGAGUACCAGUUGAAAACUGGAAGCAGGUAUACUAUCGUUAAAUAGUAUAGUUGUAGUUAUGUGCAUUUUUUUCAGGUUGAAUCUCUUAAAUAAAAAGAACUAAAACGUCAAUUCACUUAGAGUGAAUGAGCCGAAAAAAAUAGUACUUGUAUAUAAAAUUGAAAAAUUUUCAAAAAAUUAUCAGACCCAAGUAUAAAAAUAUUGUUAAAAAUAAUAUUUUCAAAACUAUUUGAUUUCACACGGUUUCAAAAGUAAAAUACAUGUUAAUUGAGCACCACUUUUGUUCAGAAAGAAAAUGUAUUUUUAAAUGUAUUACUGAUAUUUUUCAUUCAUUUUUAAAUUGAUUUGCAAACAGUUUGCAUGCUAGGAGUGCAAAGAUUUUGCCAAUGAAAUAGUGCAAUGGUAUAUAUAUAUAUAUAUAACUUAAUUUUACAUGGGAUUGUAUUGUAUGAUUUGAAUUUUCUGUUUGUUUGACACUGAGUAAUAUCUUGUGUAUGUUUAUUUUCUAACGUUCUAUAUAUAAAAGUCUCAAAUUUCUAGCCAUUACAUUUUUCUCUAUUUAAUGUUCUUGUCAUGUUUUAUAUUUAUGUAAACUGAGUUGUUUCGAAUGCAUUUUUUCUUGUCUGGAAAAAAUUUUAAAAGCACCAAAAGUUUGAGGUGAAAAAUUCAAAAAUAAUUCAUGAUUUGAACUUCAAAAUUUGACCUUUAUCAGGGAGGUUGGAUUCAGGGUUAUAUGUAUGUUUAAAUAACAGCAUAUAUCCUGUAUAUUUAUCUGUAUGAAAGGUGUACGAACGUUGAGGAUGUUCAGUUCAAAUAUUUUUGAACAGUCUGUCCCAGUUAAUUAUAUUCUGAAUGUAUGUAGAUAAAAUAUAUAUAUGUAUUCUUAUUAUAACUUUAAAUCAUGUUUUUAUGGCAGAUUAAUUUUCUCCCACCCCCUUAGUUUGUAUGAGCACAUGUAUAAAUGUAGUUCUGAUACGAUACGUUAACACGAUCAUUCAUGAGCUCAAUACUUGUGAGUUUUUUUUUACAAAAAAAUCUUAAUGAGAACAAAGGCUUGUUAAGGAAUGAACAUUUCAGUUCAACUUACGAUCAAUUUUAGUUGUAAGAUUUUUUGUGAAAAGAGCCACGGAUAAGUGUUAAUAUUAACAGUGUGUACUAAUGGACCAUAAUAAUUUAUCAUUUCAUAAAACUAGCACAAUAUGGUAUACUGUACAUUGCAUCUAUAAUUUAUAAAAAAGCAGAAAGAUUCAGGUUUUGAUAAUACAUGUAAAUGGUUAACAAAAGGGGUUGUACAAAAUUCUCAAAAAGCAAUUUCAAUUUGUCAGUUCAUCGAAUCUAAAGAACAGAUUUAUAGAAUAAUUUUAGAUAAUAAUUGAAAAAAUUGAAAUACCUGUACAUGUAGUUGUUUCAAAGUACAUGUGAUAAUUUUUUGCAAUCCCAUACAUUUAUAAAUUUUUUGUCUUUUGCAAAUUAUUUUAAUUUUGAUUCUAAUUUUGCUUAUAUUUAAGUUGAAUGGUAGUGUUGUAUGUAUAGCCAUUACACAUAAACAGUUUCUGUCAGUUAUUUAGAUGAUUUUUUUGAUUUUUUCUUAUGAAAUUUUCUGCAGAUCGAAAAAGUGAUUCAUUGAGUCUUUUUCAUGAACAGUUAAAUUGUUUGAGAGAUUUAAGUAGUUAAAAGCUAAAAGUGAUUACAUAGUAAUUUGUGUAUCUUUAGUCAGUCUUAAAGUGACCCAUUUCAAUUUGACUUGAAAAGAUUGAAGACAAAAUAGUUUCCAUUGGAAUUAUAUUUAAAGUCUGUUUGAGUCAUUUUAUUUCAGAAAACAUUGUCGUAUUGAUAUUGGCUUAGACAAGUAAACAAUCUUACUUUUCCUCAGAUAUAAUUUAACAACUGAGCAGGGUUCUCACUAAGAUAACUCCAUGAGUUCUGGACUAACAGACAGUAAGCUGGACUCACCAUUUUCUGAACAGAUGAGUUCCAAGUUUCAACAACCAUUUGUUAACUGGAAAAAAUUGAAUUAGAAACUUAAAUCUAAUUUAGUUCAUCAUGUAUAGAACAGAAGAGUUUAUAAAUAAUGAAAUAACUUGUUUAAUGCUUGAAAACAUCAACGUUGACUUUUUCAGAACUGUGGAUUCACAAUGGAGUGGCCAAAACUGACAAAUCACGUCCCUGGACUCAUCUGGAAAUUUCUUAGUGAGGACCUUUCAAUUAGGUUAAACAGGUUUCAAAGAAACAGGUUCUCUUCAAAACUACAUUAUGUAACAAAAUCUGAAGUAAUGAAAUGGACUUUUUAACAAAUCUGUGUCUUACCCUUAAUAUCACAAGUUUAAAUGCAUACCAUGUCUGUAAUUUGUGGCAUUAGACUGCCACUUAUAUUACCAUGGCAACCCCUGCAAUUACUAGUCUUAACACACAUUAUUAUUGUUGAAUCUGUCUAGAAUGUGUAUUUGUACUUUUCAUUUGUCAAAUAAAGCUUUUUGUCAUUAA